UCACACUGCUCUUUUGGCGUGUACUGCUGCGUGGAUGUUGUUGCAAAAAUAUUAGUUUUCUCGCAACAAAUAAGAUUAAAAUUCAAAAUGCGUCCGUUGAUGCUGCAGGGCCACGAGCGUUCCAUAACGCAAAUCAAGUACAACCGCGAGGGCGACCUCCUCUUCUCCUGCUCCAAGGAUCAGAAGCCCAAUGUUUGGUACUCGCUAAACGGCGAGCGCCUAGGAACCUACGAUGGUCACCAGGGAGCGGUCUGGUGCCUGGAUGUGGACUGGGAGAGUCGCAAGCUCAUCACUGGCGCCGGCGACAUGACCACCAAGCUCUGGGACGUGGAGUACGGCACUAUUAUCGCCUCCAUUCCGACCAAGUCGUCGGUGCGCACCAGCCACUUCAGCUUCUCGGGCAACCAGGCGGCCUACUCCACGGACAAGGCGAUGGGUCAGAGCUGCGAGCUGUUCCUCAUCGAUGUGCGCAACGCCGACUCCUCGCUGUCGGAGCAGGAGCCCACUCUGCGCAUUCCCAUGACCGAGUCCAAGAUCACCUCGAUGCUGUGGGGUCCUCUGGAUGAGACCAUCAUCACAGGGCACGACAAUGGCAACAUUGCCAUCUGGGACAUCCGCAAGGGCCAGAAGGUUGUCGACUCCGGAUCGGAUCACACUGGCGGCAUCAACGACAUGCAACUGAGCAAGGAUGGCACCAUGUUCGUCACAGCGUCCAAGGACACCACCGCCAAGCUCUUCGACUCCGAGUCCCUCAUGUGCCUGAAGACCUACAAGACGGAGCGACCCGUAAACUCGGCGGCCAUCAGCCCCAUUCUGGAUCACGUGGUGCUGGGCGGCGGUCAGGACGCCAUGGAGGUGACCACCACGUCCACGAAAGCUGGCAAGUUCGACUCGCGUUUCUUCCACCUGAUCUACGAGGAGGAGUUCGCCCGGCUCAAGGGCCAUUUCGGACCCAUCAACAGUUUGGCCUUCCAUCCGGACGGCAAGAGUUACGCCUCGGGCGGAGAAGACGGUUUCGUGCGUGUCCAGACAUUCGAUAGUACAUACUUUGAGAACAUCUUCGAGUAGUACGCACCCAGUAGUCUGUAGGAGGAUCAGAGCCGGUGAACUGCUGCAACCCAAUCUCUUCACCGGCGCCAUGUUCGUUUGCUUAGGGAAUUUUCAAAUAUACGCGAGGACGAAACGAAA
Molecule: messenger RNA, 1188 nt
Organism: Drosophila elegans
Lineage: Eukaryota; Metazoa; Arthropoda; Insecta; Diptera; Drosophilidae
Gene: eIF3i
Product: eukaryotic translation initiation factor 3 subunit I
Exons: 3
Coding region: 88-1068 (326 amino acids)
Biological process (GO): cytoplasmic translational initiation
Cellular component (GO): cytoplasm; eukaryotic translation initiation factor 3 complex, eIF3m
Molecular function (GO): RNA binding; protein binding; translation initiation factor activity
Source: RefSeq, a predicted model, not a curated record